GCGGGACCUGCCCUCCCGUCGCCAUUUUUCGGUCUCGUACUCGCACUUCUAGUGGCUCGGGUGAGGGGGGGGAAGAGCAGAAAUAAGGGAAAGUAUAACAUUUAGAAUCGGUAAACCGGGAUCCCUCUUAAGAAGCCAGGAAUGCACGCGAGAGCUACAGCAUAACGUACUGGCACCUGAGAAGAUGCACGCGCAGGUCGCUGUAGUAAAAUAAUUGUUGGUGUGAAGACGUGUUGCGGGCCGCCAUUUUUUUGCUGUGCUGCCUCAAAAGUCUGCUCCGACUCGAGAAAGGGGAUUCAAAAACGCAUUUCCAUGACGUGUGCCUCACCGUAAGACCAAGAAGAUACAAACUAUCAUUUCGUUUCCGACCCGCGGCUACUGGCGACAUUUUUUGCCGACAUGAGGAUUUAUCAGAUGAAAAACUGAGGCCACCUUUUCCGUUCUCAUUACUGGCACUGACUGGAGGAGAUACAUUAUUAGAACAGUAGCCCGGUGUUUUUCUCGAAAAGCGGAACGAAAAAGGGAAGCUUCAUUGAUCAUUUGUUGCUUCGCUCUCCGUCGAUGUUUGUCUGUCAGGUCUCCGGACCCUGCAGCGUUUGUGCAGAAAUCACUCGAAAACCUCACAGGACGACGAAUUCCCUGCCCUGCAUCUUCCAAAUCCUCAUAUUUGCUGUGAUUGGCCAAUUCCAACCAGCAUACACGUUUUAACUUAUUGUCUAGACAGUUUUGUAAUCUUUUUUUCUUAUUUGUAACGUUAGACUAAUAUUAACUUAUUUUGAACAGAAAUGUCAACUGCUCGGUUUGAUUCAGCUGAUCGGUCCGCCUGGUAUUUUGGACCCGUGUCACGACAAGAGGCACAGAAUAGGUUACAAGGACAGAGACAUGGCAUGUUUCUUGUUCGAGACUCUUCGACCUGCCCUGGCGACUACGUGCUGUCAGUAUCUGAAAACUCCAAAGUAUCUCACUAUAUCAUCAACUCUUUGCCCAGCAAGAGGUUUAAGAUAGGUGACCAAGAGUUUGAGCACCUCCCUGCUCUCCUGGAGUUCUACAAAAUCCACUACCUGGAUACGACCACGCUGAUAGAGCCAGCCCCCAGGUACCCAAGCACAGUGAGCGGACCCAUCCAGCCCAUGGGUGGCACAGAGGAGAACCUGGAGUAUGUGCGGACUCUAUAUGACUUCACUGGCAGCGAUGCAGAGGACCUUCCCUUCAAGAAGGGGGAGAUCCUUAUUAUCCUGGAGAAGCCAGAGGAGCAGUGGUGGAGCGCCAAGAGUAAAGAGGGACGUGUCGGGAUGAUCCCUGUGCCCUAUGUGGAAAAAUUGGUACGACCCUCACCUCAUCCUGGCCAGCCUUCCUAUGGAUCUCGCAACUCCAACAGCUAUGGGAUCCCUGAGCCCUCCCACGCCCUUGUCCAUGCCUAUGCCCAGCCCCAGACACCAUCGCCAUUGCCCCCUGGCACACCUGGAGCAGUUAUCGCCCCUCUACCGUCCCUGCAAAACGGCCCCGCCAUGGCAAAGGCCAUCCAGAAACGAGUGCCAUGCGCCUACGACAAAACAGCUCUUGCUUUAGAGGUUGGUGACAUCGUCAAGGUUCUACGGAUGAACAUCAGCGGUCAGUGGGAGGGCGAGGUGAAUGGACGGAGGGGUCUCUUCCCAUUCACCCAUGUCAAAAUCAUAGACCCCCAGAAUCCAGAUGAGAGUGACUGACCCAAGAGUUCGACUGAACCUUCUCGCCAGAAUCGACCUGUACCUGAAUCUGCUGGCCGUCUCCACCUUUCCUGCCAGUGUCACCACGGUUACGUGCUUGCCUGCUUGGGGCUGUACCAUGAUAGCGACCCCUCUGUUGUUGCCAACCGUUGCAAGGCUUUCUGACUGUUUACAGCUUUGGACAUUGGAUCCAAACUAAAAACCUGACCCCACUUCUCCCAGUUCCCUUUCCUAUGACUUGGUUCCAGACUGGGCAGUGUUUUUUUUUUUUUGCAUUUGUGUCCUUUUCAUUUCCAGAUCACUGGGCAUCAGUGUGAGUGUGUAUGUGUGUGCGUAUGUAUAUGUGCGCGUAUGUAUAAGUGCGUGUGUGUGUGUUCACAAUAGAUAUUUACCACAAAACACACACGUCUGUUCUUUUUUUUUUUUUUCUCAAUAUUUGUUACAUUUGAAGUCUUGGGGACUUAAGAAAGUGUUGGUGUUUGUUUUGUUGAUGUGACUACAUUUGUACGAAGUAGGGAUCAGUAAUUUCCCUAUGGAGUUGGGAGAGCACUGAGGCACUGAGGAGCUUAUAGUGCGUUCCAUUUACUCGAACUCGGAAGCCGGAGCUGGGAAUGACGUCACACCCGAGUUGAAUGCGUUUUUCAUUUAUCAUUUACAAGUUGGAUUUUUCAUUGUGGGGUUAGCUCUAGCCAGGUUAGCCAUUGUUAGCAAUACCAGUUGAUAGCGGCGCAUUACGCUGUUUUUGCAUUCAAACAGCAUAAAGACUUUGACCUCGGAAAAUCCGACUUCCGAGUACAAAUGGAACGCAUUAUAACCAGCCAGUCCAAUGUUAUUCUCCAAACAAUCAAGUCACUGUUGUACCUAAACCAUCUCACACACACACACACACACACACACACACACACACACACACACACACACACACACACACACACACACACACACACGUACUGGUCAUGAGUUAUUCAGGUUGACAGGUUUUUUAUGUGAUGUGUGACUGGAGUCAGGAGAAAGCAGGAGACAUGGGUUUGUGGAGGAUCUAGGUUGUACUGUGACAUUAUAGAUCCCAUGAUCCCAUCCACUCUUCAAAAUUAUUUAUCUGUUAAUAAGACAUGACACGGCCAUAUGUGAUUUCAUCUUUUUCUUAUUUGUGCCACAUGAUCAACAGUAGUGUUUUUUUUUUUGUUGUUUUUUAUUUGUGGCUUGGAGAAGAUGUAUGGUAGAGGGAUAACUUUGCAUGUCCACUUGGUACCUCUCUUUACUGUCCUUCACAUUAUUUUGAACGAAAAGGACAUUGCUUAGAGAUUAGCAGGUUUUUAAUGCCAACAGCAUCAAGCACUAGAAGAUAUAUUUCAACGUUCUGCAUAGGAGUGCCAAGCUUUGAACAGGUUUUCAAAAGUCAAAUAGCAAUGGCCGUAGCCCUGGCCCUCACUUCCCACAAGCAUUUGACUACAAGGCUAGCUAAAAAUGCAUUGUCACAGUGUGGGCAUGAGAACUGAAGGCUUUCCACUAAGGUGAGAAACCCCAAUUUCAGGUCAGGGAAGGAGGAAGUGUUUCAGCAAGUCCAUGAGAAUCCCAUCAAUGCCUUUUUCAGAGAGUAAGCUAAAUGCAUAUUUUAGCGCAUGCAAUCCCCUCUCUCACCUAAUAUUUGGUCUCUGCACAAUUGUUGUCUCUCUUUAUGCAAACCGGCUCUAUCAGAGUAGUGGAAAGCGUCUUUGUUCCUAAUGUGCUGCAACCAAUUUGACCAGUAGAAGUCAAGGAUUAAACAGUUGUGCAAACAGUGCUGAUGCCUAGAUUUCUGCUGUAAAAAAAAGUUGGAGGUGUAAUAACAUUUCACCCCGUGUCCCAGCCGUUUACUCGGAGUAAUAUUGUGCAGUUUUAGUUGUAUACCUAUUUUUUUUAUUUUUAUUUUGUCCAUUUAUAGUCUGCUAGUAAAUCAAGCAUUUCUGUUAAAAUGAAUAAUGUUAUUAAAAAAAAAAAGUACCUACGGUGACAUUUACAAAAGGGAAAAUGCCUGCUGGUUGCCUCUGUGCAUGACCUCUUGGCCAGGGAGAUUGUUUUCCCUGGCCAAAUGCUGCUUAAUGUCAUUUAUUUCCUUAUUAAAUAAAGGUUUCUCUUAUUUUAAUCCCUACUCGUCUGUGCAAACAAACCAGUGUGGGUUUUCCUCAUCAAACUUGAUGAAAUUACUAAUUAAGCAAUACACCCUGAUUAUUUCCUUUCUUGAAGUGAACUUGCUUUUCUCAUGCUUCUGAGUUGUUUUGUAUUGGCAUUAACAGUAUUACUGUGUUCUCUUCUCAUAUUCUAGGAAAACCUGUCUUUUACUUAAGAAUUGAAAAUUGUGCCUUUUAUUUUCUUAUACCAUUUACAUGUGUUAAUAUUUCCCAUGGUUAACACCUGUGCUGGUAUUGACCCCUUAUGUACAGAACGAGUAAAUAAAAUUUACGUCUACUUCUUUAA
Sander lucioperca (pikeperch) is the source of this 4163-nucleotide messenger RNA. RefSeq names its product v-crk avian sarcoma virus CT10 oncogene homolog-like (gene crkl). The record is from RefSeq and is a predicted model, not a curated record. Bases 786 to 1706 code for a protein of 306 amino acids. The transcript is spliced from 4 exons. Gene Ontology annotation, biological process: positive regulation of ERK1 and ERK2 cascade. Lineage: Eukaryota; Metazoa; Chordata; Actinopteri; Perciformes; Percidae. Gene Ontology annotation, molecular function: protein binding.